UGCAGGACCCAUGUGCUCCAUGACCCAUAUUUUGUGUUUGUGUGCGUGACGUCACGGAGUCAGCUGGCGAAUGUUUACAUCCAGCGCUGCUCGCCGUGAACGUUUAUGGGAAGAAACCGAGAGAUAGAAACAACAAGAGACAGUUAACCGAAUGGACAGCCUCAACGGACCAUAAUCAGGGUGUUUCAGGGUGCCAGACGAUUCAGCUCGGUCGACUGUGAAGUCGUCGGGGUGUUUCCCGUGACGAGUUUACCCAAAACACCUCCAUCCCGAUUUUUCCUGUCUUUGUCUUCAUUUACGUCUACUUGUUGCAGAGCUAAAAUGGGAGGUGCAGUCAGUGCUGGGGAGGACAAUGACGAGUUAAUUGACAACCUGAAGGAGGCCCAGUACAUUCGCUCAGAUCUAGUUGAACAUGCCUUCAGGGCCAUUGAUCGUGCUGACUACUAUCUGGAAGAAUUCCGUGACAGUGCCUACAAGGAUCUGGCCUGGAGACACGGCAACAUCCACCUCUCUGCGCCCUGUAUCUACUCUGAGGUGAUGGAGGCUUUAGACCUGCAGCCUGGCUUGUCCUUUCUUAACCUGGGCAGUGGCACAGGCUACCUCAGCACCAUGGUGGGACUUACACUGGGAGCAUUUGGUGUGAAUCAUGGUGUGGAAUUACAUGAAGAUGUUAUAGAAUAUGCUUAUCAGAAGCUGGACUUCUUCAUCAAGACAAAUGAUAGUUUUGACAGGUUUGAGUUCUGUGAGCCUUCCUUUGUGGUGGGUAACUGUCUGGAGAUUGCCCCAGAAAGCAGGCAGUAUGACAGGGUUUACUGUGGCGCAGGGGUCCAGAGAGAACAUGAAGACUACAUGAAGAAGCUGUUGAAGGUUGGGGGCAUCUUAGUACUGCCUCUGGAAGAAAAGCUCACUAAAAUUACCCGGACAGGAUAUAACACAUGGGAGACGAGAAAGAUAAUUGCUGUGUCCUUCGCACCACUUGUGCUCCCUAAACACAGAGAAAAUGGCAAACUGAGAGCAGUGUCUCUACCUGCCAUGUUCGAGGUGCGGAGUCUUCAGGAUCUGGCCCGCAUCUCCAUCCGUCACAUUCUCAAGAAAUCCGGGUCUGGAUCCUUGCCGCUACCACGGAGAACUGGAUUGAAGCGAAGAAAUCCCCUUAAACAGAGACGAGAGCAUCGUGACACCCCUCUUCUGACCAAUAGUUAUUUGUUCAUGAGUCGCUUGAUUCCCGGACCCAUGGACAACAACAACAACCAGUCAUCCACAGACAAUGAGGAUGAAGAUGAAGACUGCAGAAGAGUUUGUGAACAACUUGAAGAGAAUGAGAGAAGGAAUGAGGGCAGUGUUUUGGUGAUAGAGACUCCAGUAAACCUCUUAAGAGAGAGGAUCCUAAGCCUGCCUUUGCCAGAGCCUCUCAAGAUGUAUCUUCUUUACUACAGAGAGAAGUAGAUUUCUCCUUCCAGUGAAUAGUCUAUUCUAAACUACUCGCAUCUACCUAGCACUGUCACAUCAAGAAUUCUCUUUUUGCAUUAUCCUGAUAACCUUUCUCAUAGAAUUUCACCACUCUUUGUUCUGCCAAGUCAGGUGGCAGAGAUACUUAAUUUUAUUUAUCUAUAAAGGAAAAUUCCCAAUGCUGGAUCUGGAUUCAUGGUCUAGAAUGCUAACCAUUAAUCAUGGAAUCAAGAAACAGUGAAAACUGAUUUAUUAAUCUACGUUUCAUGUUAUUUGUGCAGUGACAUUUUCAAAUGGACAUUAGUGGCUAACAGUUUAAUAAAUCAUAAAUGCACUGUAUUCUCUUGUUUUGUGAGUUAUGUAACAUCUAGUUUCAGCUCUUAGGUUUACUAUGAAAAGUGAAAAUCAAAAUAUUCUUCUGGUGAAUGGAUUUGUAAAAAAAAAAAAAAAAAGUCUAAUUGUGUGCUGAAUUACACUUAUAUUGUGUGAAAAUACAGUGGCACGUUUAAAAAUGUGAUCGUCCAACAUAAUCAGUGUCGUACAAUUUCAGGGAUUUUAAGAUGAAAAACUAUUUGAAAUAGUCUUGGGUUUGUACUGUUUUCAGGGCCUUUGCAUUUGCUUUUUGCUAUAUAGAAGUAUAAAAGGUAUAGUCUAUAGUUGUGUAACAAGUUAUAAAAUGGUGCUCUGAAUUGUGGUAAUGCUCUGAUGUGCACUUUGUCCAGUGAUGUAGAAUGCACUAAUUGAAAAAAAAAAAAAAAAG
Sinocyclocheilus rhinocerous is the source of this 2209-nucleotide messenger RNA. RefSeq names its product protein-L-isoaspartate O-methyltransferase domain-containing protein 2-like. Gene Ontology annotation, cellular component: cytoplasm. Gene Ontology annotation, biological process: protein modification process. The record is from RefSeq and is a predicted model, not a curated record. The transcript is spliced from 6 exons. Lineage: Eukaryota; Metazoa; Chordata; Actinopteri; Cypriniformes; Cyprinidae. The coding region runs from base 322 to 1446 and encodes 374 amino acids. Gene Ontology annotation, molecular function: protein-L-isoaspartate (D-aspartate) O-methyltransferase activity.